AAGUUAAAGAAAUUUAUUGUUUUGUCAUAUGAUCUGCUGUUUUUACUUGCAGUAUUCAGUGAAUUAUUUUUUUUUUAAAUUUUCCACCCACACCCUAAAGAAUCAAGUGUAAAUAAAUGUUUAAAAACAUUUAUAAAUCAUUAAAAUUGAUCAGUGUAAUACAAUACAUUAAUAAUAGUAAAUAGCUACAGGGUGUUUGGUUGAUGGUGCUCCAGAUAAAGCUGUGCUGAUAAAUCACAAGCCAGUCAGAUUUCGUUCUGGUUUUGGAGAGGCGUUGAAAGGUACAACCAUGUGUGACUUAUCAAAGAGAAGGGGUGUGCUGUCUAUGGGUCCUCAUACCCUUCAAGUGCCAACAGAAUUGUUUGCGUUAAAUCGCCGAAGACUAGUAGAAGCUCUUAAAAAAGACAAUUCUGAUUCUUUGGUUCUAUUACAAGGGGGUGAUGAAGUGUCUUUCUAUGAUACUGAUACAACUUAUAAUAAUUUUCGGCAAGAGUCAUAUUUCAUGUGGGCAUUUGGUGUAACAGAUGCAGGCUGUUAUGGGGCUGUAGAUGUCAAAACAGGUGAAACCCACCUAUUUAUACCAAGACAUCCUGAGGAAUAUGCAGUUUGGAUGGGACCUUUAGCUAAAUGUGAUGAUUUUUCUAAGAAAUAUAAUAUUUCAAAAGUUUACUAUGUUGAUCAGCUUUCAACCAUAUUAAAGGGGCUAAAUAGGGCAAAAAUUUUGACCCUUAAAGGCAUAAACACUGAUAGUGGCCUAACUGCUAAACCAGCAAGUUUUGAAGGUAUUGAGAACUUUUCUGUUAAUGACGAACUUUUAUUUCCUAUAAUAGCAGACCUAAGAGUGUAUAAAACAGAACAUGAAAUCAAAGUGUUAAAAUAUGUUUGUGCUGUUUCAAGCUACGCUCAUAGACAGGUUAUGAAAAAAAUCAAGCCCGGUGACUUUGAAUAUCAAGGAGAGGCCUUAUUUUUGCAACUUUGUUAUGAAAAAGGUGGUUGUCGCCAUGUUUCCUAUACAUGUAUUUGUGGAUCUGGUGUAAAUGGAGCUAUUCUUCAUUAUGGCCAUGCUGGUGUGCCAAAUGAUUCUUAUAUUAAAGAUGGAGAACUGUGCCUUUAUGACAUGGGAGCCAACUACUAUGGAUAUGCAGCUGAUAUAACUUGUACAUUUCCAGCAAACGGGAAAUUUACUCCUGAUCAAAAACUAAUCUAUGAAGCUGUUUUAAAUGCCAACAAGGCUGUUCAAAAAGCCAUGAAGCCUGGUGUAUCUUGGGUGGACAUGCAUGUUUUAGCUAAUAGGGUGAUGUUGGAAGAUUUAAAGAAAGGAGGGUUAUUGCAAGGAAGUGUAGAUGAAAUGUUGGAUGCUGGCUUAGCUGCUAUUUUUCAGCCACAUGGUUUGGGCCAUCUUAUGGGCUUGGAUGUCCAUGACGUAGGUGGUUACUUAAAAGGACAACCAGAAAGACCCCAAAAAGUUGGUGUUAAUAAGUUAAGGACCGCUAGAAUUUUACAAAAAGGGAUGGUACUAACAGUUGAGCCAGGGUGUUACUUUAUUGAUCCUCUACUGGAUAAAGCUUUCGCAGAUCCCACACUAAAGAAAUUCCUAGUGCCAUCUGUCAUAGAGAGAUUUAGAAAUUUUGGAGGGGUCCGUAUAGAAGAUGAUGUUGUGGUAACGGAAAAUGGAAUUGAAGAUAUGACGAAGGUACCCAGGUCUGUGCAAGAUAUCGAGGAUUGGAUGAGUGGGAAGCUCGAAGAGUCUACCUUUUUAGAUUGCGAAAAAUCGUUUGUGUGGUAAAGUUAAUCGCAAGCUUGUAUCUUUAUAUAAUCUUUAGGGUUUUGGCAAUUAAUAAAUACUGUAUACAAAGUUCUAGGUCAUUUUAUAAUGCGUAUAUUUUUGUUUAUUGGCAAAAGAAAAUAUAUCUCUAUUUUUAUUGUUA
This is a messenger RNA of Anthonomus grandis grandis, 1928 nucleotides long. Its product is annotated as xaa-Pro dipeptidase. Gene Ontology annotation, molecular function: manganese ion binding; metalloaminopeptidase activity. The transcript has 9 exons. NCBI's taxonomy places the organism in Eukaryota, Metazoa, Arthropoda, Insecta, Coleoptera, Curculionidae. The record is from RefSeq and is a predicted model, not a curated record. Bases 290 to 1786 code for a protein of 498 amino acids.